Messenger RNA from Microtus oregoni (creeping vole), 996 nucleotides. Its product is annotated as probable N-acetyltransferase CML1. Gene Ontology annotation, molecular function: N-acetyltransferase activity. The transcript is spliced from 2 exons. The record is from RefSeq and is a predicted model, not a curated record. NCBI's taxonomy places the organism in Eukaryota, Metazoa, Chordata, Mammalia, Rodentia, Cricetidae. The coding region runs from base 185 to 883 and encodes 232 amino acids.
GAUCCUGGUGGGCGUAGUCAGCUUAAAUCUGUUUGAGUUGCUCUGAACUUUCCCCAACUACUUGCCACUACUUGCGGACGCCGAGGAGAACUGGUUCUAUUCCGUCCCCUUGUCGGGAGUUACAAAGGACCUAGAAGUUGAGGCCUCAGGCAAAGUGCCAGGCAGGUAUUCCUGUCUGUCCUGGAUGCCGAGAUUUGAGACCCAGAAAUCUCCCAUGGCUCCUUCUCAUAUUCGCCAGUAUCAGGACAGCGACCAGAAAAGUGUCUUGGAUUUGUUCAUAAGAGGAAUGGAAGAGCACAUCCCUGCCACCUUCCGCCACCUGCUGACUCUGCCAAGGACCUUCUUUCUCUUACUUGGGGUGCCACUUGCCAUGGUCCUGGUGUCUGGCUCCUGGCUGCUAGCUGCUAUGAGCAUCUUCUUUGUGCUCCUUCUCAUGAAGCUUCUUGCAAGACAGCCGUGGAAGAAGUAUGUGGCCAAGUGUUUGCACACAGACAUGGCUGACAUCACUAAGUCCUACAUGAAUGCACGUGGUUCCUGUUUCUGGGUGGCUGAGUCUGGGGGAGAGGUGGUGGGCAUCGUGGGCUGUCUACCAGUCAAGGAUCCCCCAUUAGGGAGGAAGCAGCUGGAGCUCUUUCACCUGUCUGUGUCUUCACAGCAUCGCGGACUGGGGAUAGCGAAAGCUCUGACCAGAACCAUUCUCCAGUUUGCACGGGAUCAGGGCUACAGUGAUGUCGUCCUUGACACCAGCAUGUUGCAGAAAGGUGCUCAGGCCCUUUACAUGAGCAUGGGCUUCCAGAAGACAGGACAGUACUUUAUGAGUGCGUUCUGGAGAUUAGUGGAUAUUCCAACAAUUCAAUUUAAGCAUUCCUUUCCUUCUGCUUAGCUGGUGGGAUGAGACCUUUGUUCCUGUGCAAGAAGCACAUCCCAUUUACUCUUCAUGAACCAGUGAACCCUGUCAUGUCAGUGUAAUGAGCAAUAAAAGCUCCUUCUGGUACA